Molecule: messenger RNA, 2153 nt
Organism: Papilio machaon (common yellow swallowtail)
Lineage: Eukaryota; Metazoa; Arthropoda; Insecta; Lepidoptera; Papilionidae
Gene: Nhe1
Product: sodium/hydrogen exchanger 8
Exons: 7
Coding region: 36-2096 (686 amino acids)
Biological process (GO): sodium ion transport; regulation of pH; proton transmembrane transport
Cellular component (GO): Golgi apparatus; membrane
Molecular function (GO): sodium:proton antiporter activity
Source: RefSeq, a predicted model, not a curated record
UAUAGUGUUUAUAGGAAAUAAAACAAGCUAUCGCAAUGCCCAACUUAUUAAGAUAUAAAUUUUGUGCGUUAAUAUGUUUCUUUUAUACUGUAUCAUUAUCAUAUGGUCACUAUAAAACUUUGAUCGAAUUACAAGAAAGUAACAAUCAAGAAAAUUUGAUUAAAACAAGUCAAUUGGAAACAAAUAUUUUGAACAUUCCAGAAAAGUUGUCAAGGUCAAAAAGGGGUGAUAGUGCUCCAAACGUAGCUAGUUCAAGUGAGACUAGUAUAACUAGUGAAAGUGCAAAACCGUCGCUGCCUCCGACCUUCACGAGUUCCUCGACUGAUGCUCCUGUUGUGUAUGAUGUAGGCCCUUCUAAUUCUUCAAUAUUGACCAUAGUCCAAGUUAAUGCGUCAUCAUCAUCAGCUACGAAUAUUUCUGAUGUCAGCCCAUCAGAUGCGGCUCCCUUACCUGGUAAAAGUUCGGCUGAAGAUGAACACAACAGCUCAAUGGCUAUAUUCUUUGUGUUAUGUAUAUUGGCACUUGGCAUAUUGUUAAUUCAUCUGAUGUUGCAAACAGGAUUUUCUUAUUUGCCUGAAAGUGUUGUUAUAGUGUUUCUUGGUGCUUUGAUUGGCAUGAUUAUUAAUCUUAUGUCAAUCAGAAAUAUAGCAAACUGGAGGAAAGAAGAGGCAUUUUCACCUACUGCUUUCUUUUUAGUGUUGCUUCCACCAAUAAUCUUUGAAUCUGGAUAUAAUUUGCACAAAGGUAACUUCUUUCAGAACAUUGGGUCCAUUUUACUAUUUGCAAUAGUAGGUACAGCUAUAUCUGCAUUUGUAAUCGGUGCAGGUAUAUAUCUAUUAGGAUUGGCUCAAGUUGUGUAUAAAUUGAGUUUUGUGGAAUCAUUCGCAUUUGGUUCAUUGAUUUCGGCUGUUGAUCCUGUGGCUACAGUUGCCAUAUUCCAUGCAUUGGAUGUAGACCCAGUUCUGAAUAUGUUGGUGUUUGGUGAAAGUAUACUCAAUGAUGCUAUAGCUAUAGUUCUUACAACCGCUGUCUUGGAUUCAAAUGAUCCAAUGAUGUCAACAUAUGAGGCUAUUUUGUCAGCCAUUAACAGGUUUUGGUUAAUGUUCUUUGCAUCUGCUGGUAUUGGUGUUGUUUUUGCACUAAUCAGUGCUCUUUUACUUAAACAUGUUGAUCUUCGCAAAAAUCCAUCUCUUGAAUUUGGUAUGAUGUUAGUAUUUACCUAUGCACCAUAUGUAUUGGCAGAAGGAAUUCACUUAUCAGGUAUUAUGGCAAUCUUGUUCUGUGGAAUUGUUAUGUCACAUUACACACAUUUCAACCUGUCAACUGUGACACAAGUUACAAUGCAACAGACAAUGAGGACACUGGCCUUUAUUGCUGAGACAUGUGUAUUUGCCUAUUUGGGCUUAGCUAUUUUCAGUUUCCGCCAUCGCGUAGAGCCGGCUCUAGUGGUGUGGAGCAUUGUGAUGUGUCUGCUGGGACGGGCGGCUAACAUCUUUCCAUUAGCAUUGCUUUGUAACAAAUUCAGAGAGCACAAGAUUACCAAGAAGAUGAUGUUCAUUAUGUGGUUCAGCGGAUUGCGAGGUGCAAUUUCUUACGCACUGUCCCUGCAUCUGGAGUUCUCUGACGAAACGCGGCACGUCAUCAUUACGACGACCCUAAUCAUCGUGCUCGUCACCACCUUGUUCUUUGGAGGCUCCACAAUGCCCUUGUUGAAAUUCUUACGUGCUAAUAAAAAAACGAAACGAUUGCGUUCUCAAAGAAAACAAAAGGAAGUGAGUUUAUCUAAAACAAAGGAGUGGGGCCAGGCUAUUGACUCGGAACAUCUCUCUGAAAUAACUGAGGAAGAACUUGAGGUUAAUUAUUCUCAUGCAACGAGACUUAAAGGCUUUGUGCGCUUGGACAUGAAAUAUUUGACACCUUUUUUCACUCGAAGAUUUACACAUCAGGAGUUGAAGGAUUGUAAGAGUCAAAUGACAGAUCUGACGAACCAAUGGUACCAGGCCAUCAGGAUAUCAAAUGAUCAUGACACAGACGAGGAAGAAAGUCAGCAAACAUCUCUUUCCAACUCACACAGCAGUAUACAAAGAGGGGUCUAAAUAGUUUUUUUUAUAUACAUGCUUUAUAAAAAUUAUAUUUGUAUUUAUGAAAUACAA